Truncatella angustata is the source of this 1035-nucleotide messenger RNA. RefSeq lists its product as uncharacterized. Bases 1 to 684 code for a protein of 227 amino acids. The transcript has 3 exons. Lineage: Eukaryota; Fungi; Ascomycota; Sordariomycetes; Amphisphaeriales; Sporocadaceae. The record is from RefSeq and is a predicted model, not a curated record.
AUGAACUCCGCCAACGACGAUUGGGAGGAAGACUGUAGUUUUGACGACAGUAGAGCUUUGAUGAGGCGGCGGCCUCCCCAUGAUCCUGCCGCACCAGUUGAUGAUUCUAAACGGUUGACAAAUGUGCCCUGUGUUCGCUUUAUUGAUACUGGGCCCAGGCGCGGGCAGGACUCUGAAGCUACCUCAUUCAUUUCCACGCCAAGUGAUGAAAGGGUCAGCACAAUGAACACGAGUUUUGUGCCCUUUGAUAACAGGAACCCUUCGGUCGCAAACUUUUGCAUACUGGAUCGCAUUCGCCCGGAUCUCUGGCGCCCAGAGACACCAUCAGCCGUCGCGCACAUCUUCGGGGGACUUGAGAGUUACCGGAUCAAUAGAGGACUGGGAUGCAGUGAGGAGAUAUUAGAUCAGAUUAAUGAAUUUGUGGUGGGUAUGCUUGAGAUGUUUGAGCCUGAGUGUCCAACUCCCGAGCUCUUAUACCGCAAUAUCGUUGUCUCGUAUUCCAAGGUCUUCCAGCCUAAUACAGAUAGCCACUUGGAGACAUUGAGGCAAGUUUGGAACCUAGUGCCAAUGGAGAUCAAAGUAAUGAUAUUAACUGAGCUGGUGCAGAUUGCGAACAGCACCGCAUCGGGAGCUUCGAGUCCGCAAAUUUUCUUCAAAACACUGAAAGAACUCUCUGUGUUGUAAAGACACUGAGGCAGUAUCACCUUCAACAUAGUUUAAUGAAUCUCAAACUACUUUUUAGCAAGUACUAAAUCUCGUCUUCAUUGCAGAAACGGAUAGCAUCAACGUUAACAAGCACGAAAUGCUCCUUGAGAUACGUGCAAACUUGGUUCGCAGUCUAUGAUUCCCUAUGCAAGAAGAAGUCGAACUGAUAUCCGGGGCUUACGGGUUUAGACCAAGACACGCUUAGGCUCAAAUAUCUUGCACCUAUGUUGUAGAAUGCUUGAAUGGUAGAAAUUUCUUUGGAACGAGUAACUUAUUGCAUGGAACAAAUUGAGAUUGUGUAUGUGUCUCCAUGAGCUCAAUGAGUAAUGG